Drosophila busckii is the source of this 2813-nucleotide messenger RNA. Bases 57 to 2759 code for a protein of 900 amino acids. Lineage: Eukaryota; Metazoa; Arthropoda; Insecta; Diptera; Drosophilidae. The record is from RefSeq and is a predicted model, not a curated record. The transcript has 5 exons.
CCUUCAGUAGAGAAUUUUUCGUGCAGUUGAACAGACGUGUUUCGGAAUACUACAAAAUGGGACAAAGUGGUUCCAAGUCCAAGCAAAGCUAUCGUGUAUCGAAUGCUGCAAAGCCGCAAACAAAAUCCACGCCAGAGGUUAGCGAGGCAAAGUCUAAGGUCGUCACGGCAUCUGCACCUGCACCCGUAUCCGCCCCCGCCCCAACACUGGACAUUAAACUGGUGCCAAAAUGGAUUGAUGAGACGCAUUUUGUUGAUAUUUUGCGUGAGAGCUUGCCACAAUUCUCAAAGAUUCAAAGCUUUCACAUAAAGCCCGCUAUGUGCGCCGGAGAGAACUAUGCUACGCUCAUGUUACGGGUGAGCAUCGACGCUGAACUAACUGACAAAACUAUAAAACCAGUUUCAUAUAUGAUGAAAGUGCCACAUGAUACGCCAACAAUGCAACAAAUGUUGGAAGUUGCCAAUUUCUUUGAUAUUGAAAACGCUGCUUAUAUGGAUCUAGUGCCCAGAUUCGAGCAGCUCUACAAGGACAAAGGUAUUGAUGUGACCUUCGGACCCAGAGCCUACAAGUUUAAGGAGAGCCUUGAAAAGGAACCCAAACUUGCCAAUACAGUGGUGAUGCGUGAUUUGGGACAGGAUGGCUAUAAGAAUGUAAAUCGCCUCAAUUGUCUCGAUUUUGAAGGCACAAAACUUGUGCUGCGUAGAAUUGCCCAAUAUCAUGCGGCGGGCGCACAAUAUCAAAAGGUGCAUGGAGCAUAUCCAGAUCGUUUCUUGCAUGGAAUGUUUGGUAACGAUCCUGCGAAGGUGAUGGUUUUUAUGGAAGGCAUGAUAAAGCCUAUGCAAAAAAUGUUUCUAUCUAAUCUUAAGCAUUAUAAAGACGGGGAAAAGUACCAUGACAAGAUGGAAAAAUAUUUUAAUCAAUCUCUGCAAGAAUUCAUAACGUUGGGCACAUUUAACCCGCAUGAGUUUAAUGUUAUGAAUCAUGGUGAUUGUUGGGUUAACAAUUUUCUGUUCAAGACAGCGGCUAAUGGCGAACUGGUCGACAUGCUGUUCGUGGACUUCCAGAAUCCCAGAUAUGGCCAUCCAGCCGCUGAUUUACUUUACUUUAUAAUGACUUCUGUGCAUAUUGAUUACAAACUCAAUAACUUUGAUUACUUUAUAAAAUACUAUCAUGAGCAAGUAACUGAAAAUCUAAAACUGCUUGACUACGAUGGAAUUAUACCGAGCUUAAGAGAUCUACAUAUGCAAAUGUAUAAAUAUGGAGCGUGGGCUGUUACUGCUGCCAUGAUGGUGCUGCCAGUGGUGCUAUUGGAAUCAAAUGAGAGUGCUACGUUCGACAAUUUCAUAGGCAAAGGUGACCAGUCCGCCAACUUUCAGAACCUGAUGUUCACAAGCAAACGCUAUAUAUCAUAUAUAAAUGAGAUACUGCCCUGGCUGGAUAAUCGUGGUCUCUUGGAAGUCAACCCACCCACACCAAGCGAUGAGACUAAGCCUCAGCCCAUCGCAGAGACAACGCCAACAGAAGCUCAAGCAGACAACUCCGAUUCUAUUCCUAGCUGGCUUACAAGUGAUUACUUUAAGGAUAUACGCUCAGACGUUCAAGACAUAAAAAAUUUUCGUGUUGCAAAAGCCACUGAGGCUGGUGAUAACUACUCCUCUGUUUUGCUAGCUGUGGACAUGGAUUUUAAGAGCACGUCAGGUCAAAGCACUGCCGGGGCUUAUAUGUUAAAGAUAGCGCCAAGUGAUGAAGCAUCAAACAAACUGCUGGAUAUGAUGCUCACGUUUAAAAAAGAGCUAACCAUGUAUAAUGAAGUUAUACCUGAACUACAGAAGCUCUAUGAGCUAGCUGGUCAUUCAGUCAGCUUUGCGCCAGCCAAUUACAAAUUUAAGAAAGACUUGGAUAGUGACUAUCUGUUGUUGGAGAAUAUGCGUCCAGCUGGCUAUAAGAAUGCAUGCCGCCUGGAAGGACUUAAUUUAAAUGAAACCGAGCAUGUCCUAGCCAAAUUGGCGUUGCUGCAUGCUGCCUCAGCUCAACUAUACGCCACCAAAGGCAACUACGAUGAUUGCUUAACCAAGCCUUUGUACAAUGAGAAAACACGACCAAUCUUUGAGGGCACUCACAAUAAAGCUUUCGCAAAAGCUAGCUUAGAAGCUAUUGGCACCUUUAAGGGCUCCGAGCAAUUUGCUGACAAAAUGAAAUAUGUUCUAGACAACUCUUUUGAGCUGACCGCAAAGGCUGAAGUAUACGAUGAAACUGAGUUUAAUUGUCUCAAUCAUGGCGACUGUUGGACAAAUAACAUAUUAUUUGCUUAUGAUGAUAAGGGCGAGGUUAAGGAUACGCUUUUUAUAGACUUUCAGCGCUCCAGCUUUGGCUCGCCAGCUCGUGAUCUGUAUUAUUUCAUUUUUAACUCAACACAGUUGGAAAUUAAAAUUGAAAAGUUUGAUCAUUUCAUACGCUACUAUCAUGGAGAAUUGGAGCGUAAUCUAAAGCUGUUGAAUUAUUCACGCCAAAUACCUACACUGAAGGAACUGCACUACUCCUUGUUAAAAAAUAGUUUUUGGGCUGUGUCCACAGUCGCCAUAAUAAUGAGUAUUAUCCUUGUCGAUCCCUCGGACAAUGCGAGCAUAGCAACAAUGCUUAACGAUGAUGAGAAUGGUAGAAAUUUCAUAAAGAAACUAUUCCAGAGUGAGAGAUAUUGCAAACACGCCGAAGCAAUUUAUCCCUGGCUUAAUCAUAGAGGUCUUUUAGAGUUUGAGUAACAUAAAUACUCGUAUUAAUCACUGUAAUUAUAUGCAUAUAUGUUUUGUUUUCAA